Panicum virgatum (switchgrass) is the source of this 1066-nucleotide messenger RNA. RefSeq lists its product as uncharacterized. The record is from RefSeq and is a predicted model, not a curated record. The transcript has 7 exons. The coding region runs from base 128 to 661 and encodes 177 amino acids. NCBI's taxonomy places the organism in Eukaryota, Viridiplantae, Streptophyta, Magnoliopsida, Poales, Poaceae. Gene Ontology annotation, cellular component: chloroplast inner membrane; chloroplast thylakoid membrane.
AGCCGCGUGGCCACGCACGCAGGAGUAGAAACCUCGAAGCCGGCGGACAGCAGGAUAGGCGGCCGAUUUCAUCGUCUCCCUCACAGUGGAAAGCUUCCCCUGCCCUUUCGCCGCACCCCCGGCAGCUAUGGCCGCUCCCUCCGCCGCGCUCUCCGUCUCUGGUGCGGCACAUACAAAUACAUUCGGCUGCAGGAACGACAAGCUAAAGUUAAACAAAAAUCGUUUGCAGGUUGCAGUUCCGUCAAGUUCAGAGAAUGCAAACUACUGUAGAAAGUUAACCAUCUGCAGAGCACAAAGUGAAGAUUCUAAAGGCGGGGGAGGAUUCUUGGCUGGAUUUCUUAUAGGGGGAGCAAUCUUUGGAACCUUGGGAUAUGUCUUUGCUCCUCAGAUCAGCAGAACAUUGGAUUCUUUGUUGGAUGAAAAUGGACAAGAUAGUGAAUCCGAUGAAACUGGCCUCCAAAGGGUUCCAGGGCCACGGCGUGGUCAAUAUUAUGAUGAAGGUUUAGAGAAAACUCGUCAAACACUGGGUGACAAGAUAAGCCAACUGAAUUUGGCAAUUGACAAAGCUGCUUCACGGCUAAAGCGUGUCACCGGCAAUGUGGAAAAUGAGGCUGUGAUAGACGAAACAGAAAUUGAGAUAUCCUCAGAGAAUGAUAAAUGAGCAUGUGGUGGAGAACUUGAACGAACAUGGUUUUGUGCAAGGUGAAAGCGCAGCAUAAUCAUCAUUCAGAAAAGGUUCAACAUCAGGCGUUGCAGGUUCAUCCGGAGAACUUCAGAUUCUGCGUGCAAGCUGGAUAGUCUGUUUAACCGAUUGGCAGAAUGGAAAUGAUUCGCAUUCGCGGCUAGGAUCUUAGUACUCUUGAUUUUUUUUUCUCGGAUAUUUCUGCCUCGUUUGAAGCCGUAGUUAUGUGAUAAGCAAGAGAAUCCAAGAACUUGUCUGACUUAGCUUGAUGCAACAGAUGUACUAAGUAAUGUUUUAGUUGAUUGCUUCCUACAGCUCGGAGAUAAAAUGAAAUGACAUUUCAUAAACAAAAAUGAGUAUAUAUAAAACAAGUCGAGCUGUGCU